Messenger RNA from Truncatella angustata, 3068 nucleotides. RefSeq lists its product as uncharacterized. The transcript has 4 exons. The record is from RefSeq and is a predicted model, not a curated record. Bases 351 to 2786 code for a protein of 811 amino acids. Lineage: Eukaryota; Fungi; Ascomycota; Sordariomycetes; Amphisphaeriales; Sporocadaceae.
CCACUUUAUUCAUUCUAUCCCACCUUCCGGGCUUCUGCGUACAGUCCAAGUCCAGUCCUUCUCUACGAAUCCCCAUGUGCAUGCUGAAUUGUAUGCUUGACUUGCAGACUAGACUAGGUGAACCUUAGAUUAUUGCUCGUCUAUCGCCAUUCGCGCCGGCGCAUUCGACCGCAAGCACAAGCACAAGCACGAGCACAAGCGAUCCGGCAGCCCUGGCACGCACCGCACGAUACUCUGUCUCUACUUCUCUGUCGCAACAACCAGCAAUUCCGACUCUCCCUUUCCGGCGCAUCCAACCACGAGCACAAACACAGCCACAUCGACGCCGAGGCGCGCCCCCAGCAUACAAGAUGGAAGAAGGCGACGUACCUGAACACUACUAUACACAAGAGGGCCGACUGGCAUCCUUUCACUCAACCAGUCGGAAACCCACGGCCAAGGGCAAAGCCUCCAAGUCCUUGACAUGGCCGCACAAGCGCAUUGAGCCAACAGAUCUUGCUCGAGCCGGUUUCUACUUUGAUCCAACCCCCGACUACCCCGACAAUGCUGUCUGUUUCCUUUGCCAUAAGAUGAUUGGAGGAUGGGAAGACGGCGACGACCCCCUCCAAGAACACUUGCGCCUCUCCCCGCACUGCGGCUGGGCCAUCGUCACAGCGAUCGAGGCGGCCUUGGGAGACUACAACGCCGACGAUCCGAGUCACCCAGAUAUGAUGCAAGCAAGAAAGGCCACAUUCGCCCAACGCUGGCCACACGAAGCAAAGAGAGGCUGGAAGUGUAAAACGAAGCAGAUGGUAGAUGCCGGCUGGAAGUACACCCCAACAUUAGACUCGGACGACAUGGCGACCUGCACGUACUGUCAACUGGCACUAGAUGGUUGGGAGCCUUCUGACAAGCCAAUGAACGAGCACUACAAGCGAUCACCUGAAUGUCCAUUUUUCAUCUUGAUCAACCAGUACCAGCAAGCUCCUGCGAAGAAGACGGGUCGAGGCAAGGGCGCUAGGUCCUCCAAGGCAUCACGACUCUCGUCGCAAUCCAUAGCCACAACCACAUCGGAAACAUCGUCCAUGGUCGAUCAACCUGCAGAUUACGAGGACAGCAUCAUGACGACAGCAUCUGUUGCGACUACUGGCGGGACCAAGCGCGGUCGUGCCAAGAAAGCGACGACGGCCAAACCCAAGAAGACCACGGCCAAGAAGAACGACCAUGUUGACGUCCUGCAAGAUCCACCCGAAGAGGACCUGCCGCUGCCGCCUCCACCACCCAAGCCGACUCGAGGGCGCAAGAGAGCUAGUGAUUCCGUUGACGACUCGGUCUUGACCAAUGCCGAAGCACCGGCGCCGAAGAAACGGGCAACCCGAACUCGUGGUAGCAAUGCGGCAGACUCGUCAGUCAUUGAGCCUCAGCCAGAUUCAAGCAUGCUCGAUGCCUUCCCUGCCUCGCCAGCCAAGACAACCAAGAAGAAGGGCAGCCGGGCCUCGAAGAGUACCAGAAAGGUCUCGACCGCUUCUACUGCCUCAAACGCCUCCUUCCACAAUGCUGAAGAGGAGCUGCCUGAUGAUGAAGAGCUAGAUCGACAGCUCCAGGCCGAUCUGGAUAGACCUUUGUCUGAUGACGAUGGAAUGAUUGCCGCUGAUUCCGACUCGGAACGGAAGCCGAUGCCAGCAAAGACCAAGGCCAAGAAGGCAACAACCAAAAAGCCUGUGGCGGCUUUCGAGGAAGUGCCUUUAAGCGGCCACGCAAUGUUUGAUCCCACGCCCGCUGAUAUAAACAGUGCUGAUGUCUCGGUCGAGCUCCAAGAGUUGCGAGAACAGAUUCAGAACGAGGCGAAAGAACAGGCACCAUUGCCCGUUCCCAAGAAAGGCCGCAAGGCCGGCACCAGGAAGGUUUCAAAGCAGACCAAGACUAAGAAGUCUUCGCAACCAGAACCAGAACCAGAACUCGUGCCUGAACAAGAGACAGGGCCCAUUGAGCAGGCAGAACCCUACGAUAUCAGCAUUGCAAGCAACGCAACUGUCCUCAAAAACUCCACAUCUACCAACCCGGCACCCAAAAAACGCGGCCGUCCGAAGAAGAAUAGCACUCAGCCCCCUCCCCCCCCUCCAGCUCCAGCAGAACCGGAGCCUCAACCAGAGCCAGAGCGCGACAUUGAGGAGACACAGCUUGAGCUGCCUCCAGAGGUUGAUCAGGUUGAUUUCGCCGACCCCUUGGAAAAAGCUGCGACGCCCCGUGUCAGUCUGAGCAAGCAACCGCGAAAGAAGUCAUUACCACCACCCCCAGUCCCAGAGGACGAACUCCAAGCACCUGCCACUCCUGGCCCAGCCGUUUCUCCUGCGCCAACUGCGAAGCAGGCCACCAUUUCCCCAUCUCAAUCACCACAGUCGUCAGACGCCGAGAACCAACCUCCGUCAUCCAAACCGUCCAACACUGCCAACUCCUCGCGUGUCGCAUUGGCCCCAGUGGCAUCUACUCCCGUCCGUUCGUCGCCAUCCAAACGCAACGUCAACUUCGUUGUUGGUUUGGAAAGUGACAAGCCGUGGGCUUCGGUGGAACUUGACACCGUCUUUGAACAGUUAGGAAAAGAGAACGCUCUGCCCGGUUCAAACUUGCUCAAAGGCCUACAAUUGACCAGUCCAGAGAAAAAGAUGACCGUCGAGGAGUGGAUUUAUCACAACGCUAAUUUGGCGGAACAACGACUCAAAGUGGAGUGCGAAACCGUAGUAUCCAAGUUCGAAACUGAAGGCGGAAGAGCAAUGCAGUCGUUGGAAGGGCUGACUGUAGAAGAAUGAGGGACCGUAGUCCAGAACUACUGUGUUGGGCGAGAAAUAUGACACCGAUCAGAAGCUUAGGUCUCUAGUGUUGUUGUGUGUUCGGGCAUGUUGUUUCAUUGUCCAUUACUGAAGAAAGAGAUACGUGCAACCUCCAAAGGAGGCAUGCGCCUCUAGCUUCGACAGGAUACAAGUAUUUGGGUCUUGUAGUCCGCUCAAUGCUCAUUGCUGGUGGCGUUUCGGAUUUUGACAUGAUGGAAAUACAUAUACGAGACUACGAAAUGCAUAUUUUCUUCACUCGAA